Messenger RNA from Paramecium sonneborni, 689 nucleotides. Lineage: Eukaryota; Ciliophora; Oligohymenophorea; Peniculida; Parameciidae. The record is from the annotation of a GenBank genome assembly.
AUGAUAAAUGCAUUUGAUAAGGAUCAAUAAUAAUAAUCCAAAGAUUUAGAUUUAAAACUAGAUUUUGAUAUUAAACUUUAGAAAGGUAUUUCAUCCAAUUAAUAAUCAAUUAGGAAUAGAAUUACUAAAUAAGUAAGAAUGGCAAUAAGCAUAGGAACAUUUAUCUGAAAGUAUAAAACAAUUAGAGAAACAAUAAUCUUUUGCUACAUUCUUUUAAUGUACUUUAUUUAUAUAUUUUUUAAGGUAUUUCAUUAUAUUAAAUGAAUCAAUGUUAGAAAGCAUAUAAUUAGAGAGAAUAAGCUAAAAAAAUAAAUAAUAACAUCUAUAAAGAUUUAUUGGAUUAUUCAGAAUUAGAAUUAAAAAGAAAUCCAUAAAAUAAAUUUAUUUUAAUAGCAAAAAGUAUGAUAUAAUAUUUUCAUUCUUCAAGGUUAUGCAUUAAAUGAUCAAAAUUAAUAUUGGUAAGCUAUUAAAUAAUGUGAUUAAAUAUUAAAUGAAGAGCCCUAAAAUCUCCAUGCUUUAUACAGAAAAGGUAAUCGUUUAUUAUAAAGAUUUUAUUUUAUAGGUUUUUCAUUAGAUAAUCUAUAAAAAUGCAAAGAGGCAAUUAAUUGCUUUGAUAGGGCAAUAUAAAUUGAUCCUAAUUAUGCCAUUGCCUAUUAUAAUAAAGGCUUAUAUAUAAUUUAAUUUUGAUA